This is a messenger RNA of Cololabis saira (Pacific saury), 5049 nucleotides long. It is a transcript of the gene hcn3, whose product is annotated as hyperpolarization activated cyclic nucleotide-gated potassium channel 3. Gene Ontology annotation, molecular function: voltage-gated potassium channel activity. Lineage: Eukaryota; Metazoa; Chordata; Actinopteri; Beloniformes; Belonidae. The coding region runs from base 663 to 2576 and encodes 637 amino acids. The record is from RefSeq and is a predicted model, not a curated record. The transcript is spliced from 7 exons. Gene Ontology annotation, biological process: potassium ion transport; transmembrane transport. Gene Ontology annotation, cellular component: membrane.
GGUCAAGCAAAAGGUGGACACAUCUGUGGUUGAUGACGUACGGAGCCGAUUUGAUUGAUCGCCUGAAGUUUUUAAUUGGGACUUCCAACUUUUUACGGAUUCAGAGAACUCGCGGGAUUUUUAAAACAUAUUUUAUUACAAGAUUUUGAUACUUGCAUGUUUUUGGCACUGUGAGAAGCGCUAAGAGGGAUCUAUUGUUACUUAUUACUGCUGCUUUUAUUGCUUCAAAUAGGUUUUAUUGAUUGUCUGCGUUUUCGAAAUAACUUUAGAGUAAAAAAAAUAUUUAAAACUAAAUUUAUUUAGUUUAUUCAUUUUAUUUUAUUGUAUUAUUAUUUAUUAUUUUUUAUCAUUUAUUUUAUUUUUAUUAUUUAUUGUAUUUAUGUAUUAUUGUUUAUUAUUUUAUUUUAUUUUAUUAUUAUUUAUUUUAUUGUAUUAUUAAUGUAUUUAUUUUACAUUUAUUUAAAACUAAACUAACUUUAAAACGUAUUUAAAGUUGUUUCUGAAAGCUUUAAUCAGUGAUUUUUUUUUUUUUUUUUUCUUAAGUCAGGGUGAAAUAUUGCAUGUGAAAUGGCAUAUUCAUAAUACUUUAUUUGGUGAGCUUUACCCAAAACCAGCUAAAUCAGCACCACUUUUCUUUGCUCACAUUCAAAGUGAAUAUAAAAAUGAGCAGCCCUCGCAGGAGUCGAUCAGAGGACGAGCAGAAAGCCAUGGGUGAAAGCCCGGUGCACAAGCCCGAGACGUCCCGGUACCGCAGCUGGAGCGGCCUGCGCUUCUCCCGGUGGAAGAGCGGCUCUCAGCGGGCCAGCCCGCCGGGCACCCCCUCCCCGACGACGGAGAAGCGGAGCGACGUGACCCGCACGCUGCUGUCCCUGGUCCAGACACACAACGAGGACUACGUCGCAGACCCCGACGGGCUGCUCGAGCCCAGCGGAGACGGCGAUGGAGGGAUCGAGAACCUCCUCCAGGACCAUUCCACCUUUUUCCAGAAGAAGUUUGGAUCCAUGUUGCAACCGGGGGUUAACAAGUUUUCCCUGCGCAUGUUUGGCAGCCACAAGGGGGUCGUUGCUGAGCAGGAACGAGUCAAGAGCUUUGGAGUGUGGAUCAUUCACCCCUACAGUGAUUUCAGGUUUUACUGGGAUAUUGUGAUGCUUCUGUUGAUGAUGAGCAAUCUGGUGAUUUUACCGUGGGGAAUCACCUUCUUUGAGGACCAGAACACCAUGCCCUGGAUCACUUUCAACGUCCUGUCGGACACUCUCUUCCUCAUGGACCUGGUCUUCAACUUCCGUACUGGUAUCUUGGGAGAGGACAGUCACAUCAUCCUGGACCCCAAACAAAUCCGCACAGUUUACCUCCACAGCUGGUUCCUGGUAGACUUUGUCUCCUCCAUCCCUGUCGACUACUUCUUCCUCAUCGUUGACCUGGAGGCCCGUCACGACUCGUCUGAGGUGUACCGUACCGCCCGCGCCCUUCGCAUUGUGCGUUUCACCAAGAUCCUUAGUCUACUGCGUCUUCUCCGACUGUCCCGCCUUAUACGAUACAUUCACCAGUGGGAAGAAAUUUGUCACAUGACAUAUGACCUGGCCAGUGCUGUGGUGCGCAUAGUCAAUUUGAUUGGCAUGAUGCUGCUCCUGUGCCACUGGGACGGCUGCAUGACCUUCAUGGUGCCUAUGCUGCAAGACUUUCCCCCAGACUGCUGGGUGUCUAAAAACAACAUGGUGAAUGCAACCUGGCAAAUGCAAUACUCCCACGCCUUGUUCAUGGCCAUGAGUCACAUGUUAUGUAUCGGAUAUGGUGCUAACCCUCCAGAGAGCACGAGUGACGUCUGGCUCACCAUGACCAGCAUGGUUAUUGGAGCCACCUGCUACGCCAUGUUCUUGGGUCACGCAGCUAACCUGGUCCAAUCCAUUGAUGCGUCACAUCGCCAGUAUCAAGAGAAGUAUAAGCAAGUGGAACAGUACAUGUCGUUCCACAAACUGCCAGCGGACGUAAGGCAGAGGAUCCAUGAUUAUUACGAGCAGCGAUUCCAAGGCAAGAUGUUCGAUGAAGACAGCAUCCUCGGAGAGCUCAGUGAUCCACUGAAGGAGGAGAUCGUCAGCUAUAACUGUCGGGGGCUUGUAGCCAACAUGCCGCUCUUCGCCAACACCGAUCCUCAUUUUGUGACAGUGAUUCUCACCAAGCUGCGUUUCGAAGUCUUCCAACCAGACGACUUUAUCAUACGAGAGGGGACGCUGGGUAGGAAAAUGUACUUCAUCCAGCAUGGCACGGUCACAGUCAUACCACGCGGAAGCAAGGAGAUCCAGCUCAACGAUGGAAUGUAUUUUGGGGAGAUUUGCCUGCUAACGCAGGGGCGACGCACGGCCAGCGUGAUGGCCGACACGUACUGUCGCCUUUACUCCCUGAGCGCAGACGACUUCAACGAGGUCCUGGAGGAGCAUCCUCUGAUGAGGAGGGCGUUUGAGAGCGUGGCCGUGGACCGACUGGACCGAGUUUCACGCAGGCCCAGUUAUCAGCCUCCAACAACGGAGUUUCAGGGACUCCCUGAACAGUUAAAGAGAGAGACUCCAGUCAGAGAAUAGCAGAUUUGUCACUUUUUCACUAAUCUUCACCUCUUAACAAGGACAUUUUUGAUGCAAAUUCAAAUUAUUUGUUUUUUACUACAACAGAGGGAGACCCUAAAUGUUAAUAAUUACGACAGUAUUGCACUACUUGGAUAAAAAUAUUGUACCUUCGAAUUAUGUAUUUUUGUUACAUAAUGUCAAUAUAUUUAUUAUAUGCUAUUGUUUGUUUAAAUCUUUAUUCAUUGUUCAGUUUGGAUCAGGCAUAUAAUUUACAAACUUAAUAGACUUUUAUCAAGGCUUUCUUCUUGUUUCUCAAGCAAAUAUAAUUUACUUUUCAACCAGCAGUGUCCUUAGAUCAUCUAAUUAUAAAUAUGGCAUUAAGAAUAUUUCAGUAGCAGUUCUGCAUAUUCUUUAGAACUGCAGCGCUAAGUUGAUUAUCUGUCAAAUCAUUUAUUGUGGAUAUUGAUUGCAAACAGUAUAAUAGCAGCAAUUGGUAAUUCAUUACAGAGGUUUCUGAUUCAAAUGAUCCCUCAGGUUUGUUGUAGGUUGCAUCAUAAAAUGUGCACAGAAAAUAGUUGCAGCAAACCAUGUCAGAUUGUUGUUGCAUGUCAUUGCAUUUUCCUAACUUUCCAUAUGAAGAUAUUACAACAAAUUAAUUACGUUCCUCAUAAAAUGUUUUCCGAAUUUAUUCAGAAUCAGAAUCAGAAUCAUAAAAAGGUUUAUUGCCAAGUUUGUUAAACACACACAAGGAAUUUGUUGUGGUGAUUGGUGCAAUACAAUACAAGAGCAAAUAUGUAAUGAAAAGAGAGAAAAUGUACAAGCAAAAAUGUACAACAUGAGGUUUUUAAAGUGCCGGAUAUGAGUCUGUGCAAAAGUGACUUAGGAUGUGCGUUAAUGUAACGCAUAAGGUCAGGAUUGGAGUCUUUAUGUUAAUGUAACGUAGAGUGGGAUGGGGGGACAGUCCGUGGUAGACGGACACUAAUGAAUUAUGGGAAUAAAUAUGCAAACAGGCUAACUUUUACAAACAAUGUUACAUAGUUACAGAUUGAGGGGAAAGUUCUUACUGUAUAUUUUCAUUUUUAUAAGCGAUCAAUGUGUAAUUAAAGUUAACCUGUGCAGGAAAAGCACAUCUCAUAGUAUCUCAUAGUAUCUAAAAUGUCCCCUUUCUCUUACAUCACAGUUAGUCAGUCAAUAAUAUCAUCAGUUAUUGUAAUAAAUAACAACACCUUUUUCAACUAAAUAUUCCCCAGUUUAAUUGAUUUUAGUUUUGUUUGUAUGCUAAAAUGCAGGUUUUGUCAAAUAUGGGCUUAAUCCUGAAAGCAUCAGUCCAAUUACUUUAAUAUUAGUAAUAAGAACUGUUCUCAGGUUAAUUUAGGAGGAAAAUGUAUUUUACCACUUCUAGUUAUCCCACAAAUAGGUUUAUUCUCAACCAAAAUUCUUUUGUAUUCUAUGUAUUCAUUCAGACUUAACCCUAACAGUGAUGCAAUGUAUUAUUAUGCCCUUGAAAAAAUAAAUCUAAAAUUAUUUUUCCUAUUCACUUGCUUUCAAAAAUGUUGUCAUUUUAACAAUACAUGUAUCAUUUUAUUAUAUUAGCUUUGAAGUACAAGUAUUAUAUGCUUACAGUAUGGGAUCUACAGGAGAAAGACAAAGGCUAAACCAAAGAACACCAGCUCAAAUUCAUACACCAGAGCCUUAUUUUGAACAAGAAUGUUUAAGACGAUACCAGGUUUUGUAAUUCAGGUCCGUUUUUUAACUUAAUUUACAUGUAAAUGUAUUGAAAACUUGCUAUAAAAGCCAUCAAGCAUAUGCAGAGGCAGGCACAGCAGGGAUAAGUGUUUCUUUCUUUUGCAAAAGAAUACCACUAUUCAGUAGCAAAUAGAAUCUCGAUCAGGGGUCCCGUUCCUCCUCAGGGCCCCUGGACACAACCUUAUAAAUACAGGGAGAAACCAAUUAAAAAACUAUUGCAACCGUGUUGUAUUGUUUUUUCCUUGCUGGGUUCCCUUACUGCUAUACUUCUGCUAUACUGCCGUUAUUCUUUCUAUAUUUGAUACAAAGAAAAAGUUUGGUUACCCUGGAAUCAACUUUGAUUUCCAGGGGUAACACCAGCAGGCACAGAGGAAACGUUUUCUAGAAACCAUUGAGUAUGCAGACAGUCAUGGUAAUGAAGCAUGUGAAGGCAGCCAUCUUGGUUGUUUUGAAUAACUGUUUUUGGAUGGGCCUGUAUGAGAAUGAGAGACUAACUAAGCAAGACAAAACAAGAGUAAAUCUACGUCCGGGUCAUAGAAGCUAUUCAACCUCAGAGUUGAGGCAAUUGCGGAAUGAAGAAAAAUAGCAGUUCCUUGACUGAGGCUUGGCUCCAAAAGAGACGUUUUUAGAUUAGAUCCAGCUAUUAUCACUGGAUGAUGAACGAGUGUUUUCACAUGCGUUGGAUAAUAUAAAGGCAGGGUGUGUUACUUGCCAGCCCGUGCCUGAAGGCGAAUAGAGGGAAGGG